Messenger RNA from Periconia digitata, 1650 nucleotides. The record is from the annotation of a GenBank genome assembly. NCBI's taxonomy places the organism in Eukaryota, Fungi, Ascomycota, Dothideomycetes, Pleosporales, Periconiaceae.
AUGGAUGCCAAACCUCAAGCAACAGGGGCGCAGCUCCCCAAGUGGAAACUGAUUACUCUCUAUGCCUGCAUCUGCUCUGGAUUGUUUCUAGCCUUCCUCGAUACCUCGAUCGUCGCCACCGCCCUCUUCACCAUCGGUUCAGAAUUUGAAGCACUCUCAGAAGUCAACUGGGUGGCACUAUCCUACACUCUCGCGUACCUGGGUUGUACGGCAAUUUUCGCAUCUCUCUCCGAUGUCUUCGGUCGCCGAAAUGUCUACCUGGCAGCCUUUGUGAUAUUUCUUGCUGCUUCUCUUGGCUGUGGGUUCGCCCAGGACGUCAACCAGCUCAUUGGAUUGCGCGCGCUUCAAGGCGUUGGAGGAAGUGGGCUGUACAGCGUUGGGAUGGUGAUUAUGCCCGAGAUAUCGCCCGUCAAGAUGUUGAAGAUGAUUGGUGCGCUCAUAGGAAUUGUGCUUGCUAUGAGUGGUGUCCUGGGCCCGUUAUUGGGAGGUGUCAUUACGCAGUUUACCUCCUGGAGAUGGAUCUUUUGGAUUAAUGCGCCAGUUGGGAUCGUGCCGCUCGUGCUGUUUGCCAUCGCCUGGCCCAACGAGAAGGAGAUGGUUCCGAGAGAGAGACAAGGGAUUCGCCAGAUGGAUUUCUUGGGCUUCUUUUUGCUCAUUGCAGCCAGUGUUCCUAUGGUAUUCGCCUUCCAAGAAGCGGGGAUCCGCGUCGUUACUAGUGCUAACGCUUGGAAAUCUGCCAUUUUCAUUGCGCCGCUAGUUGUGAGCUUGGUAUGCUGGGUCGCCUUGUAUGGGUGGGAGUAUACUAUCUCCGUUCGUUGGGAGAACUCGAUCGGUGCACUGUUUCCCUUCCGGAUGGCACGAAGCCGGUCCUUUGUAUCUGCCCUUGUCUCGACCAUGCUACUGGGAUUCACAUACUUGGUCGUUAUCUAUGCGCUACCGAUUCGCUUCCAGAUCGUCAAUGGACAGAGUGCACUGAACUCCGGUAUUGCUCUGCUGCCUAUGCUGGGAUCAGUUGCCGUGGGCUCCGCUCUUACUGGGCCUAUAGCGACGAGGAUCAAGAACAGUAUCUUCCCGAUCAUGUUCGCCGGCGCAGCCUUGGUACUUAUUGGAGCGGCGGCAUUCACAACACUGGAUGCUGAACCCGAUAGCAAGGCCAAAGCGUACGGGUUACAAGUUUUCAUUGGACUUGGAUUUGGUAUGACUGUGAGCAUGUCGAGUAUGGUUGCUAAUGUAGAGACUAGUCCUAAAGAUAAUGCCGCUGCUCAAGGUAUGAUGGCACAGGUCCGCAUGUUUGGUGGCAGUAUUGGUAUAGCUGCUUCCACUGUUAUCCUCGGCACGAAACAACGUCAACAGCUGCUCGAACCUAGAGUUAUCAGCCCAGUUCAAAUGGCAUCGUUGCAUGAAGUCAUGAUCCAUGCCUCGCUGGAAGAUGUCCGGGCCAUCAGAAAAGCGUACUCCGAUUCUUUCAAUCAGACUUUGAUGGUGUGUGCGAUCUUGGCGGGGAUAGCUUUGCUUCUCUCCGUCGGGUUUUGGGAGAAGAACGCUCUCGAUAUGAAGGAGAAGUUGAGACGACGGGAAGUCUUCGAUGCUGAUGAAUCAAACGGGUCGGGACAAACGGAGCGAAAGGGUCCGAUUACAAGUCAAGUGUAG